AUGUAUACCCAAUGUGGUCGCUGCGUCCAUGCUUUUGAAGAUCUUUCUGCCAACGUCGUCAAUAUUACUAUUAUUACUACAGUCGAUGCUAAAAGUAAUUAUGCUACUGUUGUUGCGGCUGUUGCUGCUCGCGAAUCGCGCCAAUAUUGGAUGUUGGAGGCCAGACUUGAUAGGUCAGAUGGGCAUUUAAAGGGUGAGGGUGAGGGUGAGGCUAGUGGGAUGGAGAUGGUGUGUCUGCCACGAGCUGCAGUUGUCACGAGGCACGUUGUUUUUUAUAAUUGCUGGAAUGGAGAAAAUGUACUGGCUGUAGCAUUGGACUUCUGUCCCCACUCUCUUUUGUCAGAACCCCCAUCCCCCCAACCCCCUCGGACCCUCCCCCAGAGACAUUCCGCCUCUUCCUUUCUUCAGUCCCCUCUUUAA
Protopolystoma xenopodis is the source of this 420-nucleotide messenger RNA. NCBI's taxonomy places the organism in Eukaryota, Metazoa, Platyhelminthes, Monogenea, Polystomatidea, Polystomatidae. The record is from the annotation of a GenBank genome assembly.